This is a messenger RNA of Candidula unifasciata, 3048 nucleotides long. The record is from the annotation of a GenBank genome assembly. NCBI's taxonomy places the organism in Eukaryota, Metazoa, Mollusca, Gastropoda, Stylommatophora, Geomitridae.
AUGCUUCCUGAACUUCGGUCAUCAACUGUUAGCAUCGAGAAACCAAAACAGCAAUCCAUAUCUGCCCAGAAUGAUUUUAUACCCAAGGACAUUUUGUUUGCACUCACACAGCCAAUGUGCACCAAAGAGACAUUUGGACCCUCAUUUAGAAGAAAAGAGUUAAACGCAAUUUCUGCAGAUGUUGGUCGUCCACCACCCGCAAGUGUAUGGAAUUACAAGCGAAGAAAUCGCUUCAAGCAUCUUCUAGAUAACACGCCAUGUAUUUGUGGAGCUGGGAAAGACAUCUCAUUCUUAUAUGAUGUACCUCACCAUGCACCUCAUCCUCCAAAACCUGACACUGCAGACCAGAGCUAUGUGAGGCUAGAGAAGGAGGCAAACAUCAGCAAGCCACUGGUUGUGCCAGAUUCCAUCAUCCCUGAAGAGUACCACAUUGUGAAGAACAAGGGAGUUGUUGGCAUACAUUACCUCGAAGAUAAAUAUAGCACACAGCCUGUGGACCAUGAAAAGCAUUUUGUUUUAUUUCCAUCCAUGAAUCCAACCAGCCGUUUUGAAGUGAUUAAGCUGAGAAAUGCAUUUGAAAGUAUGAUGGACAGGGCAGGAGUCAAUGAUUUAGGAAAGGACGAUUUGAGUGGGCCAACCCAGAUGCAUAAUUUGCUGAAUCUGAUCAAGAAGGAGCAGAAUAUUUACAAUGUUGUGUUUAAUGAGCUCAUUAGACAGAUUACAGUUGAGUGUGCUGAAAGAGGAGAACUGUUGCAUCUUGUCUGGGCUAAGUAUCACCAGCUCCUGAAUAAAGUGCCAGAACAGAUCAUGAGCCUGCAUGAAGAAGUGAUUGCCCAAAGAGCUCUAGACUUGAGGCUUACAGAUGAACUUGUGAGGUUUAAAGGUACCAUCGGUUCAUUGACAAGUGAAUUGACAGACGUGAAAGAGCAUGACCAAAAAGUCACCAAGGAAGCACUCAAAGCACAGGAAGAUCUGAGGAGUGCUCUGGCUGAGUCCCAGAAGAAUGCCAGUCUGCUUGCCGAGUACCAUGACCUGUAUGAACUUCAGAGGCGGAGGCUAGAGAGGCAGGUGUUUGUGCUGUCUGAGGAGAAGGAAAUGUGGACCACUGCUGCUUAUUGUUUGGCUUUAAAGGUGACGGAGGAAAAUAAAUUAAACACAGCAAGAAGGCUACAACUGUUGGAGAAAAGCUGGGUCAAACUGGCAAGUCACUUUACCAUUCUUCUGAGUGAUAGAGACACAGAUCUCCUUACAAAAAUACAGGGCCAUGUGGAGGCUUGGAGCGACCUUGUGGAAGAUCUAAACAUUUCACUAAAGCAGAGGGAAGACAACAUGAGGGAGGCGAUGAAGACUAUGAGAAAUGAUGUUCAGAGUCAGCUGACCAUCUUCAAGCAGAAAUAUGUCAAUCUGGACAAUCGCGUGGACAAGAUACCGGACGAGGAGUUUGUCAGGUCUCUGACUGCAGGGAUGACAGCUUGGCUUGAGUUGAUAACCAAGGAGACAGACACAUUUGGAGGAGAUGUUUACCUAAGCAACAACGAGGCAUUCUCUGCGAUCUGUAAAGAAAUGGAAGGCUGGACAGACAGUGCCUUAGAGAUCUUUGCACGACACAGUGCUGGUGGCAGUAAAGUACAUCCUGAACAGAUCAACAUGCUUGCACUUAACAAGGAUGUUGAGCAGUUGCACAAAGAAUUCCAUGACAGGAUCACUGGUGAACAUGGUCUUGGGCGUCUGAUUAUCAGUUUCCAGAGCUCACUGGAAACAUGGGAGAAGCGACUUAGGUCUAAUGCUGUUAAAUCACUGGUGCUGCAGGAAUCAGACUGGGCAAACGUGUUCCAUGUGCUGGAAGAAUGGACUUUGCUGUUGAACAAAGCUGUUGAACAGAGUGAUGUCCCCUUGCAGUGUGCAGAUGGAGAAGAGGCCUCAAAACAUUCCAGUUGUGAUUUCCGUGAUGUAAUUAGACAGACUCAGAAGUGGGCUAUGCAAGCUAGUAAUUCUAUAAACAGCGAAGAUGCUAAACUUGUGGAACAGGUAUCCUCUCUUCACUCUGAAAUGGUCAGAUGGAUGGUUCAGGUUUUGCUGAGGCUAGCUCCAGACCAUAAGGACAACUCUCAAGAAGCGGCAGAAAUGGCUCUCCUGGGAAGUGCAUCAAUUCCAGAACUGACAGAAACUGCCAACCUUCUUGUUGAGUCUCUAGAAAUCUUCUCAAACUAUGUUACACUCUGCUGUGACGGCAUUGUAGUAGAGAACACCCUAGCAAGACAAGGCAACCGUGAGGAUAAUGCUGACGGUGAAUUAAAUGACCUCAAGCGUUUAAAGACUGAAUGUACACAGUGGACAAAAGUUGCCCAGAUGCUGCUGUCACAGCUGACAGGAAAUGCCAUGGAGCAGAUGUUUGCAGACACCAUCUUUGCAUCACCUUCAGAAAAAUCAGUUGAACUUCGACGGAAUGAGAUGGCCAAUGUAAAAGGAGAGAAUAUUCAGCUCUUGACAACAGAGGAUGAUGUCAAACACUCAGCGCCAGCAGAAAGUCAGCUGGCAACAGCCACUGCUUGCAUGCCUAAAACUGUGGACGGACAGAGAAUCGAGGUGCUGGGAUACGAUGCUAAUACACACACACAAACCAUUGAAGGAAAGCACAUACAGUUACUGAGCCAACAGCAUGCCAGGUUGGGAACUGAAGAAUCUUUUGAUACAGGAAAAGCGUAUGAGGCCCUGGCUGCAGUAGAAACAUUGCAGAAUCAAUUAAUAGCAACAGAAGAAAGAGCACAGUCGGCCGAAGAAAGAGCAUCACAAGCAGAGGCCCAGGUUGUUGCUUUGCAGGAGAGAAUCAGAGCUCUUGAGAAGCAGAUAGAAAAACAGCAAGAAAAGGCAGACACACAGAUAUCUCCUGCAGUAGCCACUCCUCCUCUUUCUCAUCCAAAGUCACUGUCUAAUACUUCCUUGAAGUCACCCAAGGUACAUUCCCCUGUGUCUGGAUCUGACGUCAAAGAAGAAAAGAGUGGCAGAAAGUCUGGCAAAUCCAGCAGCGGUUCUAGCAGGAGAAAUUAG